GCGGUCACACACACUCACACACGCGGCCAGCAGACAUGGGCCAAAUUUUCAGCUGGAUCCGAGGCGCACGAGACACCCCUGCCCUGCGGGAUGUAUCUGUGGAGGCCCAGUCUCAGUCCAAACAGACCACACCUACCCCAGCAGCACAGGUCUCCACAGUGAAACAGGCACAGUAUGAGAAAGGAAGCGCUUCCACCACGGCAGCCGCGGUGGCAAAACCUGCCGCGUCAGCGACGCCUGCUGCCACUACCACUGUCACUGCCCCUGCCACUACAACCGCCACUACAACCCCUUUGAAGACCAGCACCUCAUCUACGGCUGCCGCCACCACCGUGGGAACCACGCCCACGGUUACGCCCACGGUUACUACAGUGGGUUCUACCGGAGCGGCUGGCAAAGCAGUGACACAGAAGGAGAGUCCUAAAGUGAAGCCUGAGGCUGGCUCUGUCUCUCCUGCCAAAGCUGCACCUGUAAAUCCUACUGACGGAGCAGCAAGUAAAGCAGGUGUAGUCGCUGGGGUGGAGAAAUCCUCUGCGGAUGUAGAGAAGCCUAAAGUUGCUUCGAAAGACGCUGCACAGAGCGCGUCCAUCCCUUCGAGCAAAUCAGAGCCAGCUAAGCAGGAUCCUGCUACUGCCGUUUCAGGAGCUGGGGCUCCAAAAGGGCCGGAUGUUAAGGCGAAGGAAUCAAAGGUGCAGGUUGAAGUGGGGCCCCCAGCGGCCAAAACUACUCCAGCCAAAGAUGCGUUUGACCCCCUUGAUGCCCUGGCCGGUACUCUGCCACCCUCAGAGCCUCUUGCACCCACUGCCCCCAUAUUCACCGGCCCUGAAGUCAAAGAGCAUGACAUCACUGCAGAAAAAGGCGUGUUGUGUGGGGAGAGGGAGAGCACACUACCACCAGGAUACAGAUUUGAAAACUUGGACAAGAAACCUGCUGGAGUACCAGAAAUGCCCAAAGAAACACCCAAGCCUAUGAGCACAGACGAGGCCCUGGACUCCCUGUCUGCUGGUUUCAUGUUAUCUCCUGCUCCAGCUGCGGAGAACAAAGAGACGAAUGUAGCGAGUGCAUCAGCUGGUUUCUCGAAUUUUGCCCCACCUCCACCUUCUUCACAGAAGAAAGCAGAAGUAUCGGUACCUGCAGCUGUCUCUAAGUCUCCUGCUCCCCCUGCUGACAAGAAAGCAAAGAUCGAGCAGCCUGCUGAUGACUUCUCUUUGGCAGCAGGACUGAGUUCUCCUCCUCCACAAACUGAGAAGCCAAAAACAGACAAAGGUUCCUCAAUGUCUUCAGAUGCUCUCAGCGCCCUGGAAGAUUUACUUCCUGCUGCCGAACCAACACCAGAACCACCCAAACUCAAACCUGAGGAGAUUGUGACGGAGGAGAAGCUGGCGUCUGAGAAAGGUGUGAGAGUGGGGGAGAGGGAAGACACACUACCACCAGAUUACAGGUUCUCAGAAGAGAAACUUAAAGACCUGCCAGCACCUAAGAAGGAGCCUUCCCUGGACUCUGAUGCAGCCCUGGAUUUGUUGUCUGGAGAUUUUACAAGCUCCUCUGCAGCUCCUGCUGUCCAGGCCCCCGUCCCCACUGCACCUCCUAAACAGCCAAGAGUGGAGGAUCUAUCAGCUCUUGAUGCCCUGGCUAGUGAUUUUGUUGCUCCCACACAAGCUCCAUCUAAGAUAGCUUCUGUUCCCACUGCUGCAAACACAGCCCCUCCAAGCAAGUCAGGACUGGCAACCGAUGAGGGUUCCUCAAUGUCUUCAGACGCUCUCAGUGCCCUGGAAGAUUUACUGCCUGCUGCCGAACCAACACCAGAGCCACCCAAACUCAAACCUGAGGAGAUUGUGACGGAGGAGAAGCUGGCGUCUGAGAAAGGUGUGAGAGUGGGGGAGAGGGAAGACACACUACCACCAGAUUACAGGUUCUCAGAAGAGAAACUUAAAGACCUGCCAGCACCUAAGAAAGAGCCUUCCCUGGACUCUGAUGCAGCCCUGGAUUUGUUGUCUGGAGAUUUUACAAGCUCCUCUGCAGCUCCUGCUGUCCAGGCCCCCGUCCCCACUGCACCUCCUAAACAGACUUCAACAGACUUUGCCCUAGAUGAUCUUGCAGCUGAUUUUGCAACCCCUACUGUUGCCUCUAAUGUUCAGUCAGCUGUGACAGGACCGGGUCAAACAGGCUGCCAGUUGUCAGAGGAUCCAUCCUCCGCCUUGGACGCCCUCUCUGACACCCUGAAGGACAUCGCCCCCGCCCCAGCGCCUGUCCCCGGCCCAGUAAAAGAUACCGCUCAGGAGAAGAAGGUGGUGGAGGAGAGAAUUGUUAAGAUGGGAGAGAGAGAUGAUAGUCUUCCACCUGAGUAUCAGCCCACAGAGGCGGACAAGAAAGCAAUGGCAGAGGCUAAGGCUAAAGCAGAUGCCACGCCCAAACAGAAAUCUAUGGAUGAUACAGAAGCCCUUGAUCUGCUGUCCAGUGAUUUCUCUGCCCCACCAGCCCCUGUAGCCCCUUCAGCCCCUGCGGCUGCAGCGGCCCCCCAGACAAAGACCUCCGUCCCCGCCGCAGACGCCUCCGUCGACCUCACGACAAAAGGCCCAGUAUUAGAUAAACUGGCAGGCACACUCAUACCAGGACCCCCUGAAGUGAAACAGAAAGAGAGCAAACCGAAGGGAAGGGGUGGCAAAACAAGGUCUAAGUCUAAGAAACAGGCAGUGGAAGACACAUCAGCCACGGGCCUGUCCGGUCAGAUGAGCACAGAUGUUGUAGUGACGUCCUCCACAAAGAAGGGUGGAAAGAGCUAGAUCUCAGAGGUUCCUAGCGAGCCAGACUCUUCCCCACCGACACAAGGAAAUUACAGUCGAGGGAGCUGCUUUUUUUUCCUCUUUUUUUCUUUUUCUUUUUC
This is a messenger RNA of Chanos chanos (milkfish), 2884 nucleotides long. It is a transcript of the gene cast, whose product is annotated as calpastatin. Bases 36 to 2783 code for a protein of 915 amino acids. Gene Ontology annotation, cellular component: cytoplasm. NCBI's taxonomy places the organism in Eukaryota, Metazoa, Chordata, Actinopteri, Gonorynchiformes, Chanidae. Gene Ontology annotation, molecular function: calcium-dependent cysteine-type endopeptidase inhibitor activity. The transcript is spliced from 29 exons. The record is from RefSeq and is a predicted model, not a curated record.